Molecule: messenger RNA, 594 nt
Organism: Purpureocillium lilacinum
Lineage: Eukaryota; Fungi; Ascomycota; Sordariomycetes; Hypocreales; Ophiocordycipitaceae
Source: RefSeq, a predicted model, not a curated record
AUGGAUUAUCCCUACACCCGGGAACAGGGUUACCGAACCAGCAGUGUUGCUCUAGAGGCAGCCUUUAUUACAGCCGAUGUGAGGGAGGCCUUGCAUCGCAGCCAUACUCUGCGAAGGACAGUGCGGGAGCACUUGCGAGACUCGUUGAAGUCCUACUAUUGUGUCGAUGUGGGCAGAGACAAUGCCUUUCGUGUGGUCACACGCCUUUCUUGGAUGCUUUGCGUCUUGCAGAGAGCGACGGGCUUGCCAUUGCUUUGGCACGAGAGACAGUUUCUCUCUUGUCACCCACCAGGAGUGGUGGAUGCCGGUGUGACGCGGCCCGCCUUGGGGCGAUUCUACUUUCGAAUGGCUGUGCCUGGUCAGGGUACUGCUUGUGCUUGUGCACGAACUGAUUGGUCCUCUGGACGGCGGCGAAGUCGCUGCUUCUGUGCUUGGUUGCGCGAUUCUCUCCGAUCGUGUGAGGGGAUUGGUCCCAGCAAUGAGCUCGGCCUCGCUUGUGCCCAAUACUUCCAGUGCUGGAGUGCUCGACAAGUUUCAAAUCUGUACGCUUGGGUGAACAAACCAGGAUCACGUAGUGAUAGUAAAACAUCGUAA